Messenger RNA from Frankliniella occidentalis (western flower thrips), 4636 nucleotides. Its product is annotated as anaphase-promoting complex subunit 11. Gene Ontology annotation, cellular component: nucleus; anaphase-promoting complex. The record is from RefSeq and is a predicted model, not a curated record. Gene Ontology annotation, molecular function: cullin family protein binding; ubiquitin protein ligase activity; zinc ion binding. Bases 467 to 2485 code for a protein of 672 amino acids. Gene Ontology annotation, biological process: positive regulation of mitotic metaphase/anaphase transition; protein ubiquitination; anaphase-promoting complex-dependent catabolic process. The transcript has 2 exons. Lineage: Eukaryota; Metazoa; Arthropoda; Insecta; Thysanoptera; Thripidae.
GCUCUGGGCUAACACCCUCUGCACCGUGUGGCUGCCCGGCCCCCGGCCCGGGCUGGCACGGCGCGGCUUGGCACUCGACCUGUACAUCUCCCCCUUCUCCCUCUCCGUGGCCCGAUGGCCGUCGCAGCAGUGCCCGCGUCUCUCCGCGGUUUGCUGCUGCCGAGGCGGCCAGCCAAAAGGCAGGCCGGCAGGCAGUCAGUCGGGCCGCCAGGCAGGCAGGCGGGCGAGCGCAGCGCCGGGCCGUGCCUCGCCUCCGCACCGCAGUCCGCCGUCGGGCAGCGAGCUCAGCGCACCGAGCCCCCGUGUGUCGCGCCCCGAGGCCCCCGCCGCCCCGCGACCCGCCGCCGCCGUCGACACGUCGUGCUUGUGCUUGAGAUGGCCGAGCGCCGGCCCCGCCGCGAGUGUGUGUGCGCGCGCCGUCGGCGUCCUGGUGACCCGGCGUGAGCUGUGAGCAUGGGGUGCCAGCAUGUUGAGGAUGACGUCGUCCACGCCGUCGCUGACUGCGGCCGCCGCGGCCACCGGCGCCGGCGUGCUCCGCCAGGGUGCCGCCGGCACGGAGGCGGCCCGGGGCAACCCCAACCACCAGAGGCCGUUGCCGCCGCCGCCCGUGCCACCCCGCCCCAGCAAGUCUGUGGUGGCCGAGGCGCUGGCCAGGACGCGGCGCGCUGACCCCCGCGCCGAGCACCGGGGAGAGCACCGCGCUGAGAACCGGGGGCAACAGCGGGCGGAACACAGGCCCGAGCUCCGGCUGGAGCCCAACGUGGUGGUGGUGCCCGUGCAGGCCGUGACGCCCACCCGGCGCGCGCCGCCACCCCCGUCCCAGCCGCCCGGUCUCUCCCAACCGCCCGCGCUAACCCACCCGCGGGGGCGCCCACCCCCGCUGCCCGACCAACCACCCGUCGCCGCCCUCAAUGGCGCCGCUCCUGGAGCCGGCAUUGGUCGCUCCCGGUCGACGGGGAGGACCAGGCGCCUCAAGGACACCCCGGCACCGGCGCUUCCACCCUGGGCCCUGGAGCAGGCCGUGAAAGCCGUGAGGGCCGUGAAAGCCGUCGCUCCUGUCGCCCCUGUGAUCCCCGUGGGCAAGGCCUCCCGCGAGGCAGACGGCGGAGGGCGACUGCGCUCGCCGUCCAAGCCGCUCGUGUUGAGCCCUGUGCGCCGGCCCAGCCCCGCCCCCAGCCCCAAGGGCUCGCUCAGGAGCUCCUCUAGAGACUCAAAGGGCUCGCCCAGCCCCACCGUGCUAGUCAUCGACACCAACGCGGAGCUCAGCUCGCUGGACUCCGGCAAGGCGUCCGACGGCGACUCUGGCGGCUCGCUGAGCUCGCGAGGCUCGCAGGGAGCCGGCGACCUGGGUGUGCAACUGAGGCGCCGCUCCCGCAUCCUCCAGUCAGACUGGUUCGAGGUGGAGGGCGACGGCAAGGAAGUCCGCUACUCCAGCUGUCAGAUCACCAUCGAGGACCCCGCACCGCCCGGUGGCCUGCCCGCCGUCCCGCCCGCCGGCCAUGGCGCUUGCAACGGUGUGACGGUGGUUGUGGGGUCGCCCGCGGUGUCCCCCGCUGGCUCGCCCGUCGGCUCCCCCGCCGCUCACCCCUGCGGCCCCCUGGGGUCUGAUUGCAGGAACGCCAACGCCUCCCUCAAGCGCCUCGUCAUGGCCUCCCUGCAGGGCCUGCCCCCGCUGCCCAAGUCCUUGAGCGGGGCCAACCUCCUGGAGAGCAGCGGGCUGCUCUUCACCCCCGCCGAGAUGGCGGCCGUCACGGGCAUGCCGCCGCCCCCGGCGCCCGCACCCAGUGGCGGGGGCGGCUCCGGGGCGCCGUCGCCCGGCUCCGGCUCUGGAUCCGGGCUCAGCCACUCGGGCAGCUUCCGCCACCACUCGAGCGGCAGCCUGAGCUCGAGGCCGACGCCGCCCAGGGGCACCACGCCCCCCUCGGGGCCGUCCGGCUCCAGGAACGGGUCGCCCCUGCAGUGCAUGUCGGUGCCGCCGCCGCCCCCGCCGCGCGCCGCGCGCCAGGCGGGGCCCGGGCGCGCCAACAACCUGGACGCCCAGCUGGCCUUACUGAGGAAGGAGAUGUACGGCCUCCGGCAGCUGGACCUGUCCCUGCUGUCCCAGCUGUGGUCUCUCAACGAGUCGAUCCAGGAGUUCCGCCAGCUGCUCCAGGAUGAGGACGCCGACGGCCUGGAAGGGGCCGCCCUCUCGCCACCCUCCCCGACAUCGCCGGCCUCCCCCCAGUCGCCGCAGAGCUCCGAGGACGACCUGCGCGAUCUGAGGGACGCCGACGAACUGUACGGUGGCCUUGGUCUUCCUUUGCAGGGAUUCCAGGGGCUGCAGGGAUUGCAGGGGCUACAGGGAUUGCAAGGCUUGCAAGGACACGGCAUGCAGGGGCUGCGCUACCACCGUUCCGUUGGCGGGGCUCCCACCCCUGCCUCCGCUCCCGCCCACCGUCACUACCACUCAGGACGCACCAGCACCGUGGACUUUGGCGACGUGUAGAGAGCUCAAACUGACUACAGUUCGUUCGAAGUCUAGCCCGCAUCUGGGGUAGAAUAACUUUUGACGGAGACGGCUGAGGCUGUUGACCACAGAUCUGCGUGUUCUAUUUGCUUUGUGAAGGCUUCUUGUAUUUAUGUAUAUAUAGAUGAAUGUAUGUAUGUACGUAUCUGUGAGUUUGUGUAUGUGUGUGCAAAUGAGUUUGAAAUUUUGUAUGUGUGACUCUGCAAAUUUAAGGCAGAUGUGUGUUGUAAGUUUCAUGCAAGGCUAGUGGACUCCCCAGUUGGUGUAAUCAUUAGCGCAAUGUUCUUGUCAUUCUAUUGCCUCUCAAAAAUCUAACUGUGUUGAUUGCUUAUGAUAAAGACUGCUUUUAAUUGUUAGUAGCUAAAAAAGUAUUAUUUGAAGAAAUUUAGAAAGCUCAUAUCUUUUCUCAUCACAAUUUCUCUGUUUGCCUCUGCCUGUGACACUGGCUUCUUUCAGGCAUUCUUGUGUGCAAAAGAAAAAAAAAUCUAUUGCCAUUUAAAUAUUUACACUCAAUUUUCUGCUUUGAAUAUUUAAGUCUGAGGAAGAUGAGUUUGAAUAAAACGAUGCGUAAACGUAGCCUGCCUGAAUGGAUGAAGAGUCCUCCUCAAUCUUCAUUUGUCAGUAAAGGGAAGUUAAGUCCACAUCGUAAAGCUCAGGGGCCCAGCUACCCUCCUAUAUCUGUGAAGAAAAUUAAAAAAGUUCCAAAGCUUCUAGAAGGAAGUCUCACACAGGCUGAUGAGCAAGAUACUUGUAGUUUAGCUGGAAUUUCUAUAGAAAACAAAGAAGUUAAUCUUAAUGUUAACACAACACUAGAAAUAACUGAUCAAAGCUCAAAGUCUGUCCACCAUUCGCCUUUAGAGGAAAAAGAAAGUGAAAUUGAUGAUUUGUUUUUAACAGUGGAGGAUUUAACUAGGGUGGCACAGGAAGUCAUUAAUGAAGAACUGCAAAAGCAGUUAUCUUUCAAAAAUAAGAGCAAACGUCUCUAAUCAGUUCGUCUAAACUGUACUCUUGUCAUAUUCUAAAAAAAUUGUGCCUAUUUAUGUAAAUUAAAAAAAAAAAUAGCUUUUCCAAUUUUUUUUAUAGAUUUUUAAACUCAAGGUUUUGUAACUGUUGUGAUGUCUUCCUUUUACAGAUAUUUUACAAAUCUAUGCCCAAUGCUCACAUCAUUUUAUAGAUUAAGUGUGGCCUAUAUCUUUGUGCCUGCUGAUUUUAACUUCCCUUUUCACUAUGAGGCCCUAAACUUAUUCUCAAAAUUAGAUUGACAAUACAAUUUUUCUGAGUGCGCCAUGGCCAGGGUUGUAUACUGUACUUUGAAGGUGUAGAUUUUGUAUAACUUAAAUUACUUGUCAUUUUUUUCCAUAAAUGUCAUAUCUGAAACAAAUGUUGUCAAUUUUGCCUCUAGUAUGAUGCUUUUAUAUAGGUAUUUUAAGAAUGUUCUAAUUUAAAUAUGUAUGGCCAUAUAACUGUAAACUGAGUGAAGGUAGACCAAAAGUGUAAUUUUUAAAUUGUAUCGCAAAAGUACCAAGUGUCAGGAUGUUAUGUCUUGCCUGGUUUCAAACCUAUGAACUACUUUGCAACUUACCAUCAUUUUGUGGUCUGCAACUUCCCAAGUACUGAUAUAUUUAUUCUGAGCAAGAGCAUCAUCCCAAUAAGCACAGAUUGUUAACUUGACAAAGAAUAGCCCUGGGUUAUCACAACUAGAAUUAGCAGAUGGACACAAACAGUUGAAGUUUGAGAUAUAGCCGAGGGGCAUUUUUUUGGAUGUAUAUGCUUUUACGUUAGUUUUGUGGAACUCUUUCAAUUUAUACCAUAACUCAAAGAUUCAGCUACUAAUUGUAUACCAGGCAGUUCCCUUCACAUUGUUUCACCUACUUGAUACUGUAGGCUAGUCCACGAUAGGUACCAACUGUUACCACCUAAUUGUAGAGUGUAAUUGAAAUUGAAAAAGCAACCAUCCCAUUAAAAGGAAGUCUUUCAAUAACUUAGUGUCACCAUUCGAACCAGACUAUCCUUAUCAGUAGUGCAAUUACAUAUUGUUAAUGUGAUUGUGAGUACUUUGUACAUUGUGAUUAUAAAAUGCUCUAAAAUAUGUAUCAGCAUUUUUGUGAAUAAAAGACUUCAAGCACUUGA